AAAUUGCCCUCACCAGAUGUGGAGAUGGCGAAAUCAUGGCUGCAGACAUUAUAGAGAUGCUGGGGUGGAGUGUACUUCUCAAGCUGUCGAUUAUUGCUCCUUGGGAUUGCACAACUGUGGACGUAAUUCUAAAUGUAUCAGCACUAACAAUGGUUUUACAUGCAGAUGUAAGAAAGGUUUUACCGGCCGGAACGACCUUUCCUGCUAUGACAAAGAUGAAUGUUCAACAGGAAACAACUGUCAUUCGGAUGCCUUUUGCACGAACACUUAUGGGUCUUAUCGAUGCACAUGUAAUGCUGGAUUUACUGGAAAUGGAACCAUUUGCCAAGACAAAGAUGAAUGUUCUGAGUCAAGACACAACUGUCCUUCAAGGACAAUUUGCGCCAAUACUAAAGGAUCCUAUCUAUGCUGUAGAACACAAAAUUCUGGAAAUGGUUUGAUUUGCAGAGUUUUAGAUAAGUCAAUUAGGUUACGAGGACCAUCCA
Molecule: messenger RNA, 485 nt
Organism: Dendronephthya gigantea
Lineage: Eukaryota; Metazoa; Cnidaria; Anthozoa; Malacalcyonacea; Nephtheidae
Exons: 5
Coding region: 36-440 (134 amino acids)
Source: RefSeq, a predicted model, not a curated record